AUCCCCAUUCCUUUGUAUGCUGAUGCACAGGGCAUCCUCCUGGCUUGGCAGCACGUGGGUUGCUUUAGAUGUAUGUAAACAGCAAUAAAGAAACACCCUGCAGGGCUCAGUGCAGAGAGAUGAAGAUCCUGAAGUGAAACAAGGACCACGGGGCACACGGCUGGUGCUGGGGCUGUCAGUGAGUGGACAGGGUGAGCAGGGAGAGGGGAGUGGAAACAGCACAGGGAUCAAGGAAAGCCAGAGGUGAAUGGGGAUGGGGCAGCAGCUGAGGCUUUACUGCCCAGGAUUCCCCAUGAGUUUUAUCAGCAAAAACAUGCUAGCAGUCAUCGGCCACGUCUUGAACUUAGAACAUGCUGCUGUGUGCAGUGACCUGGGGCCAGAAGGGUGGAAGCCGCUCACAGCCAAACUGCCCCAGGUCCCUGGGAACGGGGCUACGAGGAACAAAAUGCAGAGCUUCCUCUUUCUGUGCCAGGGAAGGGCAUGGGAGAGCGUGGGGCAAACGGGCAGGGUGGGAAGGAGCUGCCCUGAGGUCUUUUCAAGGGGCAUUGAGGAAGAAAGGCGCUGGAAGGACACAGCCGUGCUUUGUGCAGACUGAUUGGGUUCUGAAAUUUUGCUGGAAACAUUUAGAGAGAAAAACAGUGUCACCCAGAAACCACAUCUGUGCCAAAAAAGGCACCUUUCUGGGGAAGCAAGGCACUUCUGCUUGAUGCACCAAACAAAGGCAGCCGCCCUCGCUGUGCCAGCACUGGAGAUCUGUGCUGGGGGUUUGCACUGAGUUGGGGCUGGGGGCGGCAAAAGCCCCUCUGCUGGGCCCCCAAAUCCAUCCCGGCUGCUGGGAUGGGCGCCACGGCUGGGAAAGCUCUCUGCAUUAUGGUGCUUUGCUGGAAACUGGUGGUGGUUCCAGAGAAGGGUCAUGAGAUCAGAGUGACUCACGGAUAGGAGGAAGGAAGCAAAUGCCUUUAAAAAAGACAUACGGGGUCUCAAGCAAACAUUGCCCAGGGAAACAGGCUUGGGAACCUCCUGGGCACACAGCAGCCUGCUCCGUCCGCCGGGAGCUCUGUGAUCACCGCGGGGAAAGGUCCAUGUCAGGAGGGAGAAGCUGAAAAAUGAGGAUUAUUCUGGUUUGGAUGAUUUUCCCAGGUAUCUGGGCGGUCUCAGGUCCCUCGCAGGUGACGGCCCGCAGGGGCAGCUCGCUGUCGGUGUCCUGCAGCUAUCGGCUGGGCAACAAGCACCACUCCAAGGUCUGGUGCAAACCAUACUUUUUCAAGAUCUUCUGCUCCUACAUGGCCCAAACCAAUGGCUCAGAGGCGGCGAUGACACAGGGCAGGGUGUCCAUCAGGGACAACCACACGGCUCUUGUAUUCACGGUGACGAUGAGAGAUGUGAUGCCGGAGGAUGCGGGCUGGUACUACUGCGGGGCAGUGAAGUCCCUGUGGCACAUCACAGGCAAUCGGUGGCACAAAACCGAGGUGCUCGUGUCUGAGGCCACAGCCGAGGCCGGCGAUGUGCACCCGCUGCCAAAGGCAGAGCCAUCCCCCACUGGCUGCGAGGAGCCUCCAGCACUGUCCCAGCUCGACAUCACCCUCCUGCUGCUCGUCCUCGGUGUGAAGGUGCCUGCGAUCCUGGCCCUGCUGUGCGGGGCCGUGUGGCUGAGGAGGUGGCACAGGAGCUGCAGCCCGUGGGAAAACCUGCAGCAAUCUGAGAAGUCCAGCAGCACUGCGGCACCGGGCAGCUCGGCCCCCCAGCAGCCUGACCCCCCGGCAGCACCACAGCGUCCUUCUGGUCCCCUUCCCCACACCCUGCCAGGGCUGAGCCACUGCAGCUGCUCAGCACCAGGAAGCUCUCCCCAUGCAAAGCCUCAGCCCCUCCUGAUGCCCCCCAAGUUGCACGAGGGAAGGAUUUCUGUGUAGAGAUCUUGUGUCUGCUGAGCUUGAGGUGCCACCAAAAAACAAUUUUGAAAAAAAGCCUGGGUAUCCUGCA
Messenger RNA from Tympanuchus pallidicinctus (lesser prairie-chicken), 1980 nucleotides. RefSeq names its product protein CD300H-like. NCBI's taxonomy places the organism in Eukaryota, Metazoa, Chordata, Aves, Galliformes, Phasianidae. The transcript is spliced from 4 exons. Bases 1107 to 1910 code for a protein of 267 amino acids. The record is from RefSeq and is a predicted model, not a curated record. Gene Ontology annotation, cellular component: plasma membrane. Gene Ontology annotation, molecular function: transmembrane signaling receptor activity.